AUGCGCUGCCCCUGGGACCUCAGCAGCAAGCCCCCUAUGCUGGCCUUGAUUUCUUCUCCAUCGGCUCCCGGUGGCACCGCGUUGGGCCAGAACAUCAGGAGGUUCGCGACCUCCACGGUCCACCAUGGCCACUAUGCGGAGGGCCCUGGGAAGACCUUGCUAUUUACAGUGGAAAACAAGUGGCAGUUACUGGCCAUGAUGGCUGUAUUCUUUGGAUCUGAAUGUGCAGCAACUUUCUUUAUAGUAAGAUACCAAUUGCUUAAGAAAUAAGGAUGUUUUAAUUCAUCCAUUUAACAGAUAUGAAGAACGUUUAAGAGGUACAACCUCAGAAAUGGA
Messenger RNA from Jaculus jaculus (lesser Egyptian jerboa), 336 nucleotides. Its product is annotated as cytochrome c oxidase subunit 7C, mitochondrial. The transcript has 3 exons. Gene Ontology annotation, biological process: mitochondrial electron transport, cytochrome c to oxygen. Bases 1 to 270 code for a protein of 89 amino acids. The record is from RefSeq and is a predicted model, not a curated record. Lineage: Eukaryota; Metazoa; Chordata; Mammalia; Rodentia; Dipodidae.